AUGAUCACAGAUGUACAGUUAGCUGUAUUCUGCAACAUCCUUGGAGCGACACUGUUUUGCUUAGUAUUUCUUUUUCACUACGUAUAUUCAAAUUACUCGAAAUAAAGAAGUAACAUGUUCAUAAACAUAACCUUAAUUCGCUUCAUCAAACGCUGACAUAUGAUUAAAUGGAGUUGUACAUCUAUGUAUUGUAUUUGAUACUGAUAAAUAUGGUUACUUAAAGUAAAUAAUUUCAAAAUAAUUGAUAAAUAUAUUCUUUAUAGAAUAA
Messenger RNA from Frieseomelitta varia, 268 nucleotides. RefSeq names its product dolichyl-diphosphooligosaccharide--protein glycosyltransferase subunit 4. The record is from RefSeq and is a predicted model, not a curated record. The transcript has a single exon. Lineage: Eukaryota; Metazoa; Arthropoda; Insecta; Hymenoptera; Apidae. Bases 1 to 105 code for a protein of 34 amino acids.